Molecule: messenger RNA, 2285 nt
Organism: Ochotona princeps (American pika)
Lineage: Eukaryota; Metazoa; Chordata; Mammalia; Lagomorpha; Ochotonidae
Gene: GPR161
Product: G protein-coupled receptor 161
Exons: 6
Coding region: 541-2130 (529 amino acids)
Biological process (GO): G protein-coupled receptor signaling pathway
Cellular component (GO): recycling endosome; membrane
Molecular function (GO): G protein-coupled receptor activity
Source: RefSeq, a predicted model, not a curated record
GCGGACGCAGGCCGCCGGGUGGGGUCCGGGAUGGAGCUGGGCUGAGUUCAUUGUGCCGUGCGGGGUACGGGCCGAGGGCCGGGGAGGGUCCCCGCGCUCCCACCGCCCCGCCGCCCCGCCCCCACGGCGCUCCUUUUCCUCUCUCCCCGAGCCCCUCUAGCAGCCCAGGGGCAGUGGCCCCGGCUGCAGUGCGCGUCGCUUUGGAGAGCUGGAGGUCUUUGUGGGGAGACUUCGGGGGCGCGCCCCUCCCCUGCGCCCAGCUGCUUCUUUCUCGGAAGCCCACUCCAUUCUGCUGGUUGCAACCUGCUUCGUCUCAGGCGCCGCCCAAAGCCCACACCCCACUGCCCCGGGAACGGAGAGCAGCGGUGCGUACCUGGGACGUGGCCGAUGGGGGCCGCGACCCCUUCCCCCGGGGGCCCAGGACUCCACGACCCGCUUUGGGGGAGGAUGUGCGGCGGAGCGGCCGGCCUCCGGGACUGCGAUCCCUGAGCUGCAGUUGUGCAGCAUGUUCUGCCUACCCCACGCCACGGUGCGCUGACCAUGAGCCUCAACUCCUCGCUUGGCCACAGAAAGGAGCUGAGUAACCUCACCAAGCAGGAAGCUGGUGAAGGGGGCGUCAUCAUCACAGAGUUCAUCGCCAUCAUCAUCAUCACUGUCUUCGUCUGCCUGGGCAACCUGGUCAUCGUGGUCACCUUGUACAAGAAGUCCUACCUCCUCACCCUCAGCAACAAGUUCGUCUUCAGCCUGACCCUGUCCAACCUGCUGCUGUCCGUGCUGGUGCUGCCUUUCGUGGUGACCAGCUCCGUCCGCAGGGAAUGGAUCUUUGGUGUGGUCUGGUGCAACUUCUCCGCCCUCCUCUACCUGCUCAUCAGCUCGGCCAGCAUGCUCACCCUCGGGGUCAUUGCCAUCGAUCGCUACUAUGCCGUCCUGUACCCGAUGGUGUACCCCAUGAAGAUCACAGGGAACCGGGCCGUCAUGGCGCUCGUCUACAUCUGGCUUCACUCCCUCAUCGGCUGCCUGCCACCGCUGUUUGGCUGGUCAUCCGUGGAGUUUGAUGACUUCAAGUGGAUGUGUGUGGCUGCGUGGCACAGGGAGCCUGGCUAUACCGCCUUCUGGCAGAUCUGGUGCGCCCUGUUCCCCUUCAUGAUCAUGCUCGUGUGCUACGGCUUCAUCUUCCGCGUGGCCAGGGUCAAGGCACGCAAGGUGCACUGUGGCGCGGUGGUCAUUGUGGAAGAAGACGCCCAGAGGACUGGAAGGAAAAACUCCAGCACGUCCACCUCUUCUUCUGGCAGCAGGAGGAACGCUUUUCAGGGCGUGGUCUACUCAGCCAACCAGUGCAAAGCCCUCAUCACCAUCCUGGUGGUCAUCGGGGCCUUCAUGGUCACCUGGGGCCCCUACAUGGUUGUCAUCACCUCUGAGGCUCUCUGGGGCAAGAACUGUGUCUCCCCGACCCUGGAGACCUGGGCCACGUGGCUGUCCUUCACCAGUGCCAUUUGCCACCCCCUCAUCUACGGACUGUGGAACAAGACAGUGCGCAAAGAACUGCUGGGCAUGUGCUUUGGGGACCGGUAUUACCGGGAGCCGUUUGUGCAGCGGCAGAGGACUUCAAGGCUCUUCAGCAUCUCCAACAGGAUCACAGACCUGGGCCUGUCUCCACACCUCACGGCACUCAUGGCUGGAGGCCAGCCCCUGGGGCACAGCAGCAGCACUGGCGACACUGGCUUCAGCUGCUCCCAGGACUCAGGAACGGAUGUGAUGCUGCUUGAAGACUACCCAUCGGAUGACAACCCCCCGUCCCACUGCACUUGCCCACCCAAGAGGAGGAGCUCGGUGACAUUUGAGGAUGAAGUGGAACAAAUCAAAGAGGCUGCCAAGAACUCGAUUCUCCACGUGAAAGCCGAAGUGCACAAAUCCUUGGACAGUUAUGCAGCCAGCUUGGCCAAAGCCAUCGAGGCUGAGGCCAAACUCAACUUGUUUGGGGAAGAGGCCUUGCCAGGGGUCCUGUUCGCAGCACGGACCGUCCCGGGGCCUGGCUCUGGGGGCCGCCGGGGCAGCAGAACUCUUGCCAGUCACAGGCUGCAGCUGCAGAGCAUCGAAGAAGGCAACAUCCUAGCUGCAGAACAGAAAUGAAGGCCACGGGGUGGAGCAGGGCUGCAGCUGGGCUUGCUGGCCCCUUGGAGGAAGUCCCCUGCCCGCCUGUGUCAGGGGCCUGGGAGCACAGUGAGCCAGAUGCAAGCAGAGGACAACAUCCUGUGUGGUGGGCUGGAAAUGUUGUCUCCAGGCCG